Neoarthrinium moseri is the source of this 804-nucleotide messenger RNA. RefSeq lists its product as uncharacterized. NCBI's taxonomy places the organism in Eukaryota, Fungi, Ascomycota, Sordariomycetes, Amphisphaeriales, Apiosporaceae. The coding region runs from base 1 to 804 and encodes 267 amino acids. The transcript is spliced from 3 exons. The record is from RefSeq and is a predicted model, not a curated record.
AUGGCGUCAAAGAUACUGGCCGCAUAUGCGGCGCUCUGCAUUUCCCGGUCCGCGGCGCUCAAUUUCACGAUCGCCAACGGGCAGAUUUUCACACCGGGCUUUGCAAUACUUGACGCUCCCCAACCCGGAACACCGCUCGGAGGAGAUACAAUUGAGGUUGCUUUGGAUGUUUCAGCCAAUGGUAAACUGAAUCUCCCACCGUACGGCGACGAUAGCCCCAGCCAGAUCCACAACAUCACGAUAUUUCUGUACAGUUACGAGACGGGGAGGAAUUUCACCAUCACCAAUGGCACCGAAACUGGGAAUAACGCAAGUCUUGGCGACAUCAUGCUCUUGGAGCCUGGAUCAACAGUGAAGCACGUCAAAUGGCAUUGGCCGGACUGCCUAGCUGGCGACGGACAGCCGACGUCACAGGACAGCGACCGUGGAGUAUACAAUAUAUCUAUCCGCCAGAACUUCCGGCUGAACGGAGACGACCACUACACGAUCUUCGAUGUCCCGAUUUCAGUGACGAACAAGAUUGACUCGUCCUCAGACAGACCAUCGUGCGAUGCCCUCAACAACCCGCUCCUUUCACCGGAAGAGAUCAAUGCCACGGCCGCCAACAACGUUGGCAUCCUCUUUGCGCCCGGUGACGCGACGCAAGUUGAGCAGUCGGGUACGGGUUCCACGGGCGGCAUAGGAGGCGGUAAGCCCGAAGCGACACCUGAAGAUGGUCUCGGUAGUGGAACUGCGAUGUUGAGUUGGAGCGCGGCCGCAGGCUGGAUGGCUACUCUAUCUCUUACUGUUGCAUUUUUCUUGUAG